This is a messenger RNA of Yamadazyma jaroonii, 1170 nucleotides long. The record is from the annotation of a GenBank genome assembly. Lineage: Eukaryota; Fungi; Ascomycota; Pichiomycetes; Serinales; Debaryomycetaceae.
AUGGAAAGAACUAUCGAUCGUGAACAACCACACUAUUUUGGUGCUGGUCCAGCAUUAUUACCUGCUGAUGUGUUGAAAGAAGCUGCAUUAGACUUGGUUAACUACAGUGGCGAUAAUUUAGGGAUUGGAGAAAUCAGUCAUCGUGAUAAAAGAGCUGUCAAGGUUAUUGAUGAUACCAAAGCUAAUCUCAGUAAAUUAUUAGAUAUUCCAGAAACCCAUGAAGUUUUCUUCAUGCAAGGUGGUGGUACUACUGGAUUCUCGUCAAUUGCUUACAAUUUAGCUGCCAAUUAUGCCACUAAAAAUAACGGUGAAACCCCUAAACUUGCUUAUGCUGUUACUGGUGGUUGGUCUCAAAAAGCCAAUGAAGAAGCUAAAAGAUUAGGUUUUCAAACUCAAGUAGUUGUUAACACCAAGGAUAUCAAAUAUACUGACAUACCACCAUAUUCUGAAUGGACUCCAAUUGAAAAAGGUACUGCUUAUUUAUAUGUUGCUGACAAUGAAACUGUUCAUGGUAAUGAAUUCAAAGAUAUCCCAACUGAUUACUUACCUGAAGGUGUUGAAUUAGUAGCUGAUAUGUCUUCUAACAUUUUAUCCAAGAAAAUUGACGUUUCAAAAUAUGGUUUGAUCAUGGCUGGAGCUCAAAAAAAUAUUGGUUUAGCUGGUUUAACUAUUUAUAUCAUCAAAAAAUCAUUACUUGAACAAGCAUCUGAUGAUCAAUUAGUUUCAUGGGGUAUUGCUUUACCUCCUAUUGCCUUCCACUAUCCAACUGUCGUCAAAAAUAACUCAACUUACAAUACUAUUCCAAUCUUCACUUGUCAAAUAUUGAAAUUGGUUACUGAAAAAUUGAUCAAAGAAGGUGGUAUUGAAGAAAUUCAAAAGACUAACGAAAAGAAAGCCGAAAUCUUAUAUGGAGCUUUAGAAAAAUAUCCUAAUUUCUACAAAUUAGCUGUCAAGGAGAAAGCCAGAUCCAAUAUGAAUGUUGUUUUCACUCUUCAUAAUGCUGAAUUAGAACCAGAAUUCAUUAAACAAGCUGAAGCUCAACAAUUAUUCGGUUUGAAAGGUCAUAGAUCUGUUGGAGGUAUGAGAGCUUCAAUUUAUAACGCUGUUACCUUAGAAACUACUGAAAAAUUAGUGGAUUUCGUCAAACAAUUCGCUGAAAACAAUUCUUAA